Iphiclides podalirius (scarce swallowtail) is the source of this 642-nucleotide messenger RNA. NCBI's taxonomy places the organism in Eukaryota, Metazoa, Arthropoda, Insecta, Lepidoptera, Papilionidae. The record is from the annotation of a GenBank genome assembly.
AUGGAUCCGGGUAUCCUUUGUUUCCACCAUUGUGAACAUAAAGUUUUUUGUACUAUUAUUCCGGAACAAUGCCCUGUUUGUCAACAAAAACUAGAUAGAUAUGACUACAAGCUUUUACCAUUCAGAGUUCCAUAUCCCUUUGUUAAAGCCUCUCAACAUCCAAGAGCUAUAGUAAUGAAACCUACUCAUGGCGAUUUUCUAAAUGACUACUACAAUUCCAAGGAUUUGCACAUAGGGGUAACAAAUUCACAUGGAUGUGUAAUUGAGUUUAGUGAGGAAGGUGUUCGAGGUGUUAAUCCUUUAACAAAGAAAUGGAGUGAUUUUGACAAGAGUUCAGAUUGGGAUCAAUGCUUGAUGCUAGAGGAGUUUGACGAGUUGUGGAAUGAAAUAUGGGACAGUGUACUUUUGAAGGUUAGCUUAAGCCCACUAUGGGAAGCAGACAGAUACAAUGAAGAAAGGCAUAACUGUUUUACAUUUGUUCUUGCAUUUCUAAGAGCACUUGAAUGUGGAGAACUUUCUGAAAAAGCACAUGACCCAAAGUUAUUCUGUAAACAAUAUGUUGUUCCUAGAACUUCAGCUGCAGGAAAGUAUAUAUCAUUAUACAGGCAGUUAAAACGACAAAACUACUUCAUACAAAGCCAA